Saccostrea cuccullata (small rock oyster) is the source of this 1478-nucleotide messenger RNA. RefSeq names its product DNA-directed primase/polymerase protein-like. Gene Ontology annotation, biological process: error-prone translesion synthesis; mitochondrial DNA replication; replication fork processing. The transcript is spliced from 12 exons. The record is from RefSeq and is a predicted model, not a curated record. Gene Ontology annotation, cellular component: mitochondrial matrix; nucleus. Gene Ontology annotation, molecular function: DNA-directed DNA polymerase activity; chromatin binding. Bases 144 to 1478 code for a protein of 444 amino acids. Lineage: Eukaryota; Metazoa; Mollusca; Bivalvia; Ostreida; Ostreidae.
AAAAAGGAAACUGAUUGAAAAAACUUUAAACGAAAAAGUUAAAAACUUCAAACAGAAUAGUAUUCCAAAGAGCUAUAACCAAAGGAUAACAGGACCUGUCUUUGACUGGAAGCUGUUUUACAGACAGCAGAGUGCCUUCAACUAUGCCAGAGAUCAAUCAGAGUCAGCUGUCUAGUGAAAAGAAACUUCAUUAUGAGAUCAUUCCAGAAGGCUCUGUGUGUAAGCUGUACUUUGAUCUGGAAUACUCCAUCCCAGACAAUCCAGAUCAUGUAGGAAUCAAGAUGGUGGACACAUUUAUCCAGUAUGUCUGUUUAUGGUUAGAGCUAGAGUUCAGUCUGAAGUGCACAAGGAAAAAUGUUCUGGAUUUGGAUGCCAGCACUGAUAAGAAAUUCAGCCGACAUCUUGUCUUCAUUAUUCCUGAUGUGGCCUUUCAAGACAACAUUACAAUUGGUAAUUUUGUGCAGCACAUAAUCGCUGUACUGAGUCAACACUGUGAAUGCAGUGACUCCAAAGCAAUUAAUGGAGAGCAGCCUCUACAUGAUAACAAUAAAGCUUAUACAUCCCCAAAGGAAAAAGAUGAUGUAAAGAGGGCAGAAUUAAAGGGGAAGUCUCCUGAAAAAUUUGAAGGUCAAACCGAACAUAUUGACACUACAGAGGACUGGGAGGGACUGUCUGAUGAAGUGUUGAUUGGUGACAAUGGUCAAAUGCCUGAUAAAGGUGGAAAGAAACAGUUUUCUGACAGUGUAUUUGAACAUUUUACAGAGAAACAGCUGUCAUCUCUCUUUGUUAAAACAAAAAAGGGAGAGAGAACAGCAUUUUGUGAUUUGGGUGUGUACACUAAAAACAGGAAUUUUCGGCUGUACUUGUCCAGCAAGUUCGGCAAGAACAACCCCCUUGUGGUGGCACAGGACAAUGAAUUUGUUCCAUCUACAGCAACAAAAUGUUAUGAAAAGGCAAUCUUUAUGCAAUCCCUGAUAUCAAAUGUGAAGUUUUCACGGAGAAUGAGAAUUUUAAAGUUUGAUGGCAUGCAGAGGGACAGUAGAAGAUCUGUCAAAAACAGCACAACCAGUGUAGCAAGUCUAGAAGGAUACCGAACUUCUCCUUAUCCUGAGGUAGAUGCUUUCCUUGUGAAACUUGUACAGGAAGUAGAACCUCGAGGAGGGAUCCGUCAUUGGACUUAUUUCAGUCAGGGAGAACUCAUUGUUUAUGAAAUGGCUAACUACAGAUUCUGUCACAAUAUUGACAGGAGUCAUAGAAGCAACAAUGUCAUGUUUAUUGUGGACCUGAAGAAAAGGAUUUAUUACCAGAAAUGUCAUGAUCCAGCUUGUAGGUCACAAAAUUUCAAGUCUUCAGACUUCCCUUUACCUGACUCUGUGUUUCCUGCCUACUUGUGGGAAGAUGAUCCCAUGUUUGAUGGAGAGCUGUCGAGGAAGCAGAGAAAACAAUGCCUGCGUGAUACAUCCUUCAUAUACAUGUAG